GAGGCCGGGCCGCGAUGGCGGCCGAGGGGCCGGAGCCGGGCCCGGACGCGUCCCUGGUGUCCCUGUACCGCUGGCUGGACACGGUGCCGCUGUCGCGGCCGCGCAGGAACAUCGCCCGCGACUUCAGCGACGGGGUGCUGGCGGCCGAGGUGGUGAAGUUCUUCUUCCCCUCCCUGGUGGAGCUGCACAGCUUUGUGCCCACCAGCUCCACGGCGCAGAAAGCCGCCAACUGGGGCCACCUCAACAGGAAAGUGCUGAGCAAGCUGAACCUGCGGCUCCCCGAGGAGAUGAUCCAGGCGCUGGCGCGGAGCCGGCCGGGAACGGCCGAGCAGCUCCUGCAGCUCCUGCGGGACAAAAUCCUCCAGAGGCAGAGGAACAGCAAGGGAGGGGGCGGGAAGCCCAAUGUCCGGAGCGAUUUGGGAAGUGGCUGCAUCCAGGAUGGCGCUGCCAGGGUGGUGACAGUGCCGGGGCAGCCCGGGGCUGGCCCUGGGGACAUGCGACAGCAGCUGGCGGAGCGCGAGCAGGCGCUGGCGCUGGCGCGGGACACGAUCCAGAUCCUGCAGGCCAAGGUGGGGCGGCUGGAGCAGCUCCUGCUCCUCAAGAAUCUCCGCAUCGACGACCUGAGCCGGCGGCUGCAGCAGCUGCAGGGCCACCGCCGCUGACGGGGACAGCGACAGCGCGGGGACAGCGCGGGGACAGCGCGGGGACAGCGCGGGGACAGCGCGGGGACACCGCG
Molecule: messenger RNA, 736 nt
Organism: Passer montanus (Eurasian tree sparrow)
Lineage: Eukaryota; Metazoa; Chordata; Aves; Passeriformes; Passeridae
Gene: SPEF1
Product: sperm flagellar 1
Exons: 6
Coding region: 15-662 (215 amino acids)
Biological process (GO): regulation of cytoskeleton organization
Cellular component (GO): axoneme
Molecular function (GO): microtubule binding
Source: RefSeq, a predicted model, not a curated record